Molecule: messenger RNA, 4665 nt
Organism: Cyclocybe aegerita
Lineage: Eukaryota; Fungi; Basidiomycota; Agaricomycetes; Agaricales; Hemipholiotaceae
Source: the annotation of a GenBank genome assembly
AUGACGAUGUCUUGCCCGUCGCACUCCCAACUUUCUCUCCCUCCGCCCACCUUACUUUUCAUGGUACAUCGCCCAGCGGACUCACGGCUGCUCACAAAUCUUCUCCAACAUGAGAAGGAGUACUCGAAGCAGCUCAACCAGCUCCUCGACACGUCCUCGGCGUCGCUAGCCUCGUUCGCCGCGUAUGCUGCGGCCUCGCCCCCACCCGCGUCCCAGGUCAUCAUGGCUAUAGCGGGAACGCUCGCAGCGGCGGACGAGGCGCUCAAGCGGUACAGGCAGGGUGUGGAGGAGUGGAGAGACAAUAUGCGAAUGCUGAAGGAGAUGGAGGACGAGGUGGGGAACAUCAUGCGGGACCGGGAGAUUCUUGUGAACAGGCUUAUAAAGGCUUCGAAGUCGCAGAAGCAGAGCUCUGGUAGUAUACGGGACUCGUUGCUCCUUGGACACCAACCUUUUCCUUCGUCAUCAACACUGUCGUUGCAGGACUCACCAUCACCUCCUCCGUCACGACCACUUUCCGCGUCGUUCUCGUCGUCAACCAAACUCGCCGCUGCGCAGUCGGAGCUGCAAGCCUGCGAGACGCACCUCGCCGCCAAAGAACGCGAGCUGGCAGCUAAGAGAGCGGCCUCAGUCCGGGAUGGCCUCGGUGCACGGGCGCGAGCGAUGAUAGAGUGUGGCUGGGCAUGGAGCCAGCUGGGCAAGGAGGCUCUGCGGACGCUGGAAACGUUGCGUGAACAAGACCGUCCUGCAUCCGACGUGUCGUCCAUUGGGCCGUCACAAUCGGCGUCUCAGAUCACCCACCACGAAGACACUGCUAGUGGUGCUAGUGCUAGUGCGCCGCCGCCGCCGAUUAGUAGCAUCAUGAGUUCAGGCAUCCUCGGCGACCUCCCUCCUCCUCCUCCUCCGCCGCCGCCUCCACUCUCCGCGGACCCACGCCCUCCCUCGGGCACCACAACCACCACGACCACGUCUUCACUAUUCUACACGCCAGCAACGGCCACGACAUACAAGCUGGAAACCGUUACGUACGCGCCUGCUGUUGCACUGCACGUGCCUCCCUCAAACAUUAACGCUAACGUCAACACCAGCCCUGGUGCCGGUGCUGGUGCGAGCCAGGCCACUGCAACUCCGUUCGCACCAGUGACGAACGAGAUCCAUAACGACGACUCGACGCACCGAAACGUGCACUUACCGGCCCCACAUGCCCUCGACGGGUACGCGUACGACAUACCCAUGGCCGAACCACCCGCGGCUGUUGCAGGGCCGUCACGGGCGUACUCUCCCGUGAAAGGCCUCAGGCGUCAAGGGACGUCGUCUGGGUACUCGACACCCACGCGCCAGGGAAGUCCGUUCACGGGUCGGCACGUGCUGGAAAGGAGGAUUACGGAGGAGGAGCUGAAGAGGGCCAGUGCUGAGAUCGCGGUGCAGGGUAAGGGCCAGGAGGAGGACGAGGAUGGGAGUACGGAGGAAGAUGAUCACCGGCUUGUUAGUGGGGGCAAGCUGGCUGUUGUGGAGAAUCCAAGGUUUAUGAGUGAGGCGAGGAAAAGAGAGCUGGAGAAGGAGAGGGAGAGGGCGGAGAAGGAGAGGAGGGAGGAGGCGGAGAGGGAGAGGAGGAGAGCGGAGGAGGCAGAGCGAGAGCAGAGGAGGAAGGAGAAGGAGGAAGAAAAGCGGAAGGGAAAACAGAAGGAGGAGGAGGAGGAACGCGUCGUUGAGCCGACGAAGGAGAAGAACCGAUUUUCACUACGGCCUCAAAAGCAUCAUGCACCCGAAUCUGGCCGUCCAGAAGAUUCACCCACGAAAACCGAUGUUCCUACUUCAUCGCCCUCAAAACCGACAUCCAACACCUCUCCGUCGAAAGGCCUCUUCGGCACGCUACGUGGUCUGUUCGGGAAGCAUCCAAGCCCCAAAAAGGCCCGCUCUGGCACUAUUACUGCAGACGACGCCGACGUCUCCUCAGAUUCGGAUGACGAUACCACGGCGUCACCCAGCAAACGUGGGGGCCUGUUCCGCUCGCGGUGGAAGGGGCACGCCAAGUCCAAGUCCAGCGUGUCCCCGUCGAAGUGGGAGAGUCGAACGGAGAAGAACGUCCGUCAGUUGUUGGCAGAGACGCCGAGGGCGGCGAGCUUUGAUGAGGAAGCUGGACGCGGUGUUGUUAAGGUUGGGGCGGUCGCGAGAUCGGGUACAGGAAGUGCGGUACAUCUUGGGUCUGGCCAGGAGCCGCGCAAGCCGCUGCCGAGAAUGAGGUCGGUCAGCGACACAGGCGUCGUUGGGGCUUCGAGUCCUAGUGGGGGAAGGAGGCUGAAGAAGAACCGCACGGGGCCGCCUGUGGCUGCUUCAGCUGCUGCUGCUAGUGCUGCUCUGUCUUCCUCGUCGACUCCGGCGCAUAUACCUACCCGGUCGGCGUCUACAAGUGGUGCACAGGCUCAGGCUCGACCGUCAGCCAGAGCCUCUGCGACGUCAAAUGAGAUGACACCAACAGGAAAGAGACGCAGCGCGAGCAUUGAUAUUGCUGUGGAGAAUCGACGGAGCUUCAUCGAGGAGGAGAUGGAAAGGGACAGCAGUGGCGGCGAGAUGAUUGUGGAUCUAGGGAAGAGGAGAAGGAGGGCGGCGAGUGAGAUAGGAGGAGCUUCAGCCAGCCCGACGACGCCUGUUCGUGCUCAGAUGGGCCCGAUUCCGACGGCUCCUGCACCUGCACCUGUCUUGGUGUCAAGAGAGCCUGCGAGGCAGCAGACAACGCCUGCGCCUGCUCCUGUGCAUGUGAAGGGGUACUCGAGCGAUACGGCUGCUGUCGCCCCGCUCGCGUCGAUGAAGAGGAAGAAGAGCCUGACGAAGAAGAAAACCCAAGCAGCGUCUACGUCGACUCCUUCAGCUCCAGUUCCAGUUACUUCGUCUUCUGCGCCUCCACCGGCGACAACGUCGACCUCAGCCAAGAAACUAUCCACGAAAUCCCCCAAGUCAACCGGGGCGAUGGCCAGCAAAACCUCCCUAGCCCACCCUUCUGGUACACCCACAACUAUCGCGAUCGGACCAUCCACGACAGCCACUGUCCUGCCCGCCACCGGGGGUACGCCCAGCGGCACCCUCGUCCCACAAGAAGGCUGGGCCGCACAGUCCCAAGCACCAGGUGGGAGCUUGUCAAGGAACUCAUCGAUCCUCAGCGCGGCUAGCGCCCCGCCUGGGUCGGGUGGUGGGCCGGUGAAAGGGAAGAAGCAGAAGCGGACGACGCUGGGGCAGGGUAUGGGAAAUAGUACAGGCGACGGGCUGGCGAGGCACGCGUCGUUGGGGUCCCCUCCGGCUCCGGCUUCGUCGUCUCUCGCUCAUGGGUCAACAACGCAACCCGACGCGACGAGUGCAGGAGGUGUUGGGGGUCUCGUACACCCUGCUGCCGCUCCUCCGAGCCUGAUGAGCAUCGUCGAGGACGUCGCACGCGGAAAUCGCGAGGGCUGGGGGCAGGACACGAGGAAGAGCGUUGGCGGGUCCCAGAUCCCGAGUGGGCUGGCUGAGGUGGUGAGAGCCCCUCCGAGGCUGACGAGGAACGAGCUGGAUAGGAUUGGCUCGCUGGAGGUCAAGGCGAAGGCUGCGGCGGGCGCGGGUGGGAGUGCGGGUGCGGGUCCUGCGGCUGGGAGUGCUGGUUCAAACCUUUUCCAGAUCAAGGCUCCUGGGUCGGUGUUUGAUGUACGGCGGCAGCAGCAGCAGCAAAGCACUGAAGCCGAAGGAGCCGAAGCUCCAAGGACGGCGAAGACCCAACGCUCGACGUCGGUCCAGGACAAGGGCAAGAAACCUAUUCGCGGACCCAGCACACCUGCGAGUUCCGCAACGGGGCCAAAUGCUAAUGCCCAACCUCCUGCUCCUGCUCCUGCUGUUAAGAUGCCUUUGAGAAGUGCACUGCGGAAUCCCAGCCCAUCGCCUUCGCCUCAGCCCCAUCCUCAUCCUCAUACUCAACCGGGACCCUCUAUUCUUCACCGCCAUCCGCUACCUGCGUCCAACGUGGCUACAACUUCUCAUGUUUUUGGUUCACGGUCAAGUCCACAGAUCCCCGAACCAAUGGUUAGGCGGGACAAAGGCAAGGGAAAGGCUCCUCCACCCCAAGAAGAUUCGGCGAACGAGUCUUCAGCGGACGACACAGGCAACGAAGUCUUCUACUCUGACGAAGAGGAGGUCGAGCGACUCCCUCCUGGUCCUCUUGCGCCCCUAGCGCAGCCAGCAGCGAAGGAUAGUACCUCAGGGCAGGGAUUGGCCAACGGGCACGCGGAAGGAUACGGCUCCGAGGUCUCAGAGUCUACCGCGUCGACUGCGUUAGCCUCAACAGGUCAAACGCCUACCCAAAUACCUCGGAGGAGGAAGAGCGUGCGCGUCUCGCUCCAACCGACCUUCUCGCCCUCUCCACCUGCGAUCGAUUAUGACGACGAGGAAGAGGCGAGGGCGCACGCUCCUUGGGCUUGGGAGCAGGAUGCUCAUACUCAUAGAGAGCAUGAGCAUGUAGAGCAUGGGCAUGUACACGCGCCUGUCGCUGUCCCCGCUGCGCAGCCCAAGACGAUCGCGGCGACUAUUGAUAUUUGGGCGGACUCGAGCGAUGAGGACGAGAGUUAUGCGCGGGCGAAAAGGAUGCUGUCGAGGGCGGCGAAGAAGGAGAAGGAUGUGACCUUGAUGGUUGCGAAUCGGAUGUGA